AUGGCUCCCACUGUUCCACUCAUGAUUGUAAUCUACGAUAACCCAGGUAUUAAACACUGGAGCCUAUUCAUUGAUGCUGAGGAGAAGCCGGCAAAAACCAUCAUUCAUCUUCUCGGUGCUCGUCAAAGAUAUUUUCGUGACGUGAGGACCCCAACCCCAUCCGAUGCGCGUAACUCGGGUUCUGUUGUUGAACUUUGUCCUUUGUGUGAGAUCGACGCGGACAAGACUGAAGCUGUCAAGAAUAUUGCUUGGGGAACCCCUGUACGCAACGAAGAGCUGGACUAUAGUUGCCAGGACUUCGUCCUCGAUGUUUUGGAAGGGUUGGAGCGGGCAGACAUUAUCAGUGCGGGAAAUCCCGACUACCAGCGCAACAAGGGCAUUGCAAAGGCGAAACGUGAAGCAUGGCAAUGA
Trichophyton benhamiae CBS 112371 is the source of this 411-nucleotide messenger RNA. RefSeq lists its product as uncharacterized. NCBI's taxonomy places the organism in Eukaryota, Fungi, Ascomycota, Eurotiomycetes, Onygenales, Arthrodermataceae. The transcript has a single exon. Bases 1 to 411 code for a protein of 136 amino acids. The record is from RefSeq and is a predicted model, not a curated record.